Scheffersomyces amazonensis is the source of this 1137-nucleotide messenger RNA. RefSeq names its product Pex7p (gene PEX7). Gene Ontology annotation, biological process: protein import into peroxisome matrix. The record is from RefSeq and is a predicted model, not a curated record. NCBI's taxonomy places the organism in Eukaryota, Fungi, Ascomycota, Pichiomycetes, Serinales, Debaryomycetaceae. Bases 1 to 1137 code for a protein of 378 amino acids. Gene Ontology annotation, cellular component: peroxisomal matrix; cytosol. Gene Ontology annotation, molecular function: protein binding. The transcript has a single exon.
AUGUUAUCAUUUAGAACUCGAGGUUAUAAUGGUUAUGGUGUACAAUACUCUCCAUACUUUGACAAUAAAUUAGCAGUAGCUAGUGCAGCUAACUAUGGAUUGGUUGGUAAUGGAAGAUUAUUUGUAUUAAAUAUAGAGAAUAAUGGAACUAUAAGAGAUCAAAUAUCUUGGGAAACUCAAGAUGGUUUAUUUGAUGUUUCAUGGAGUGAAGUUCAUGAAAAUCAAUUGACAGUAGCAAGUGGAGAUGGAUCAAUAAAAUUAUUUGAUUUAACUGUGGGUCAAUUCCCUGUUAUGAAUUGGAAAGAACAUGGACGAGAAGUAUUUUCAGUUAAUUGGAAUUUGGUAGAUAAAAGUAACUUUGUUAGUUCAAGUUGGGAUGGUACUAUAAAAGUUUGGUCUCCUCAAAGAAAUCAAUCAUUGUUAACACUUGAAAAUCCAUCAUCAAUAGCGUCCACUACUCAAGUUCAACCACAAUUACAACCACCAGGUACAACUGUACCAUUAUCUCAUCAACAACUGCAUCAACAAACUCAGAAUCUGAUUAAUACUAUUAAUUGUAUAUAUAAUGCUACAUUUUCUCCACAUUCACCAUCUACAAUCAUUAGUUGUAGUGGAUCAUCUCACCUACAAAUUUGGGAUAUAAGAGCUCCAAAUCCUUUACAAAUGGAUUAUAUAGCUCAUGGAGGAUUAGAAGCUUUAAGUUGUGAUUGGAAUAAAUAUAAAUCCACAAUUGUUGCAUCAGCAGGUACUGAUAAAUCGAUUAGAAUAUGGGACUUAAGAUUAAUUUCUAAAGUAGAUCAACAUAAUAUUACUCAACCAUCUUAUCAUGUUAGGGGUCCAACUCCAUUAAAUGAAUUAUUAGGUCAUGAAUUUGCCGUUCGUAAAAUUCAAUGGUCUCCUCAUGAUGGUCAAGAACUUAUAAGUACUUCAUAUGAUAUGAGUGUUAGAAUUUGGCGAGAUGAAUCUCACGAAAAGGCACGAUUCCUUAAUCUUCAAAAUGGAGGUUGUAGAGGGGUAUUCAAUAGUCAUAAAGAAUUUGUAAUUGGAUGUGAUUAUAGUUUAUGGGGUGAACCAGGUUGGGUUGCUACUACUGGUUGGGAUGAAAUGGUAUACGUAUGGGAUACAAAAAGAUUAUAA